Ruditapes philippinarum (Manila clam) is the source of this 6672-nucleotide messenger RNA. RefSeq names its product nephrin-like. Bases 159 to 2600 code for a protein of 813 amino acids. Gene Ontology annotation, molecular function: cell adhesion molecule binding. The record is from RefSeq and is a predicted model, not a curated record. The transcript is spliced from 17 exons. Gene Ontology annotation, biological process: cell-cell adhesion. NCBI's taxonomy places the organism in Eukaryota, Metazoa, Mollusca, Bivalvia, Venerida, Veneridae. Gene Ontology annotation, cellular component: cell-cell junction.
UAUAUUCUUAGUUUCUGUUCAAAUAUGCUUAAGAUCGUUAUUGUAUUCUGUAUGUGAAGUAUGUGAAUGUUGAUUAAAAAACCUGUCAUAUUUAAACGUUGAUGUGAACGUUGAGUUAAAGAAAGAACGAGAGACGUGUCAUAUUUAAACAAAUCAUAAUGGAAUCUCUUUCUUUAGGAUUUACAGGUGUUAUUUUCUUUAUAGUGGUAGGAAUCAAGCCGUCGUAUUUAAUCACAUGUGGAACUUUAAACUUCGAAAAUCACAAAGUAAUGGAAUGUCAGACUGCACGCUUAAUUUACACACCAAACAAGGAACAAACACACGAAAUGCGCAAGUGGGUCAGAGAAAUUAACUCAACCUCAUCGAAAGUGAUUUAUAACUACAAGACGUCAAAUGAUGAAAGUAAAUAUUUCGAAUCCAAACAAGGCGAAAGUUUCAUCCUGUAUAUACCAGCAGUUAAUUCAGCAGAUGCUGGGGACUAUCUUGUUCAUUGUGGAGGCAGGCAUUAUACUCGCCGAUCAAAUUUAGGCGUAUCCGUUAAUACUAAUGGCUGCCCAGAAAGAUGUGGCAAACUUUCAACUACAAACAGUUACGUCAUAGAAGGAGAUCCAGUUACUUUUCAAUUUUCUGUUGAUCCUGGUAAAGACAUCACAUGGGAAAAGAAAGUUGAGACUACCUAUACACAACUCAAAGAUCAAAAGUAUAUUAUAAGAGUGGUACAAGAGAAAAAAGUGCACAGCCUCGAUAUUCUUGAAACAGAAUAUAGCAAUAGUGGAGAAUACAGAGUAAAUUGCGGUGACACUGUGUCGAAUUCGAUCUAUCUGAAUAUCGUGUACAGUCACCCAUCAAACCCAGUAUUUUCCAAUGUGGUAUCCAAGUUUUACUGCAAUAACAAGGAAUGUAUAUUGGCUACUCUAAAUAAAUCAGUAACGGUAGAAUGUUACGUAGAAGGUGGAUCAAAACCCAUAGAACUUAACAUGUUAAAGGAUGGAGCUAAACUAACAAAUACCAACAAAAACAGUAACGACAUAAAUACCAUAACUUAUAACUAUAUUAGAUACAGCUUUAUACCAACUAUGUCAGAUAUAAACGCCAUGUUUACAUGUACAGUAAACAACCCGGCCAUUCAAGAACCAUUGGCAACGUCUAUAAUGCUAUAUACUAUAGUUCCCCCAACAAGUAUUGAAGUGAAUGUCAACGAGCUAAUAGAAGGAAUACAAGGUGAGGUUCAGUGUAUUGCAAAGAAUGGCAGACCGCCGUUGAAGUCGGACAUAAAUAUAGGUAGUAAACAAGAGACUAAUACAACAAAGACAGUUGACAAAGUUUCGGCUAAUCUGUAUACAAUCACUAUGUCGGUAACUAAGAAUUUUACACGGAUUCAUAAUCAGGAAAAGGUAUUGUGUUGCAACAAUAUUGGCGAAACUACAUGCGAAGAUAAGAACCUUAACGUAUUAUUUCCACCAAAGAAUGUUAUUGUUGAAGAAAUUUUCAAACGCAAUGAAGAAAAUGGAGACACCGUGAUAACAUUGAAGUUUAUAGCCGCAGAAUCUAAUCCUAGAAGCUCUAUUGACUUAAGUGGACUUAAACAUGUCCAGCGAAAGAUGGUCGAUAACAGGAAUGACCCGGAUAAUGAAACGCAUGGAUGGAUAUAUACAGCGGUCUGGAGCUUCAAUUUCACCAAAGAUGAUGAUAAAAGGGAGAUAAAAUAUGAAGUGCAAAAUGACGGUUUUCCCGACCUUGAAUUGAGUAACAUAUAUACAUUAAACAUAACAUAUUAUCCAAUAGUAACAAUAUCAGAAAAUGAACAUAAAACUGUUUACCUUGGUGAAGAUGUUGAUUUGACAUGCGAUGUAGACAGCAAUCCCCUAUCAACACUUUCGUGGCACAAUCAGACCGCCGUAAUUGAUGAGAUAUUCGGAGCAAAAAGAAUUGAACUUCAUUUAACAAACGUUUCGACAGACCAUUCCCAGACAUACAGUUGCAAGGCUCAAAAUGGAAUUGGUGGAAUUGUAUCAAGAAAUAUAACGCUUACUGUAAAAGAUCCAUCUGAAAGACCAGUAACAGAAGCAAUCAAACCAUCGGCCGAGUCAAACAUCGCCUCAGUCGUUGGGCCAAUUAUUGGCUGUUUAUUGUGUGCGAUACUUAUAGCAGUUAUUGUGGUUCUUAUUAUACGUAAGAAACGACAGAAUGAACCAUCAAACAAGAGGAACAUUCAUGAAACUAAAAUUGAAGAAAUAAAACCUUUACAUCCGACAGGAAAGGAUACUGAAAUGCAGGCCGGGUAUGAGUCAUUGGCAGGACAGGAUACUACUACGGAAAUAGAAAUGUAUACAGAUUUAGAUACUGAAAUGCAGGGCACUACUACUGAAAUAGAAAUGUAUACAAAUUUAGAUGAUGAUAUGCAGGCAAGGAAUGAGUCAUUGGCAGGACAAGGUACUAAUACGGAAAAAGGAAUGUAUACAAAUUUAGAUACUGAAAUGCACCCCGGGUAUGAGUCAUUGGCAGGUCAGGGCUUUACUUCGGAAAUAGAAAUGUAUACAAAUUUAGAAGGCCCAACGUCCACAGAAUUACCUUCCGAGUAUGAACAUUCAGAAUUGUAAAUUGGAUUUAUUUAGUCGACCGCAACAGAUACAGAAGUGGAAGAAGUAUAAUGUUUUAUAGAGAUUUUACAUCGGAUUAUUAGCAACAAAACGAAAAUAAAAAAGAUUUAGUUCUGUACCUGUGAUGCAGUGCAUGCGACAAAACAAAAGUUUUCUUUAAAAUCUUUUGUAAAUUGAUGACAUAUCAAAAUUAUUUAAUGUCUUUUAAAAUGUCCGAAGACAAUAAUAGCAGCUCGAGCUGAUAUUUAUGCAUUGUUGUGUACAACAUACUAUUGUGUGCACAUAAUAUUAUUAUGAAACGUUUAAGAAGAAUGAUGCUAUACUGUCCUGUAAUAUUAUAAGUCAAACAAAAUAAAUUAUGUUGCUGAUGUCAUCAUUUUACGAGAACGUUUAAAUAUUCAAUAUAUUAAAAUGCACUGGUAGUAAAUGCCUUGUUUUAGAUUUGUAUUUUGCAUAUUUAUAACAGAAAUGAAUAUAAGAGCUGUGAUUUGUAUAAAGCUACUUUGAAGAUAGAUUUUUGUAGAUAGUUUCAAAAUUGUAACCACAAUUUUUAUUAUAUUUAUUUUUAAUAUUUAGUUCUUUAUUAAAUGCAAAUGUUUUAUAACAUCGUUCACAUCUUAUUUAUGCUUUAACAGAAAUUAGUAUUUUACCUACUUUUUAAUCGGGGAACAGCAAGAAUAAUUAGAAUUUUACAUUUAUUUUUAUGAGCAUAGUGUUAAAACAGUUUUAAUAUACUUAUUUUCCAGUAAGUUGUUUUACAAUCAAUUAUUUUCAAUCAAAAUAAUCUGCGAUAUAUUUGUAAAAUGGACAUUUACGAGUAUUCAAACUAACAAACAAAUAAAAACAAAUCACAGACACAAAUAAACAAGACAAAAACGACAUACGAAUAUUUGCUUUAAAGAGAAAGUUUUCGUAAAACAUGCACCGUAUGAAUAGCGGUUUUUUUGUUAUUUAAUUUGUUGGUUAUAUUGGGAAAAUACGUGAGAUUAGUCAAGAUUAAAGAUUUUAUUAAGGCACACAUAUUAUGUAUAUUGCCGUUAUCAAUAAUGGCGUGUAUACAUACUAAAAAGUUAUGAAUUUAUUUGAUAUUCAAAAUAAUUCACAAAUUAGUGAAAAUAAAUACUGUAUUGUUACAAAAGUUGAUAUUGUUAUUUUGAUAUCAAAUUCUAUUACUAAAAUGUAUCAACUGUAAUUAGCAUUGAUAAGCUAACUUGUGUCUCUCUUUUUAAAGCAUUUGUAAAAAUUCAUUCUUUAUACAGGUUAAUAACUGCUUAUGAGUUAUGACCGAGUAAGAUUAAUGAUAUUUCUGUUUGUAAAAUCUUUCUUAAGUCAGUGCACAGUAAGCGUUUGAGUAUAUGUAAAAUGGUUCUUAUUAUGUAUUUCAUAACAUGAAAUACGUUUUUGUAUAAUUAUAAAGUUCUUAUUUGUUAUUUUUAUGGACAAAAACAACAAAACGCUUUAAUCCUGCUCCUGAUAUGGACAUCAUUUAUUGUAAAUAUCUCAUAUUUAUGAGUUAACGUAAACGUUAAUUGUUCAUAUACCAUUUACUUUCCUAAGUAUAAAAAUAUUACGAGUGUAACAAAGUUGUGAACAUAAAUGACUUCUUAAUGUACUGCAUCAAAACAUUAUCUAAAUCUUUAAAUAAUAGAAAGUUACAUUUAAGCAUCCUAUUUUAAUCUUUAUGAAUAUAUUAUUACGGAAAAAUACCAAAGAAGUUUGAAUGCUAAACGUCUUAUUCAUUUCAGUUGUUUUUUAAGUUUUUUUUUGUAAUUUAUUUUAUUGCGGUUUUGACAAUAUAUUUGUAUAGUAGCUGCAUAUGUUCUUUUUGUAUUUUUUAAUUGUUUUUUCGUAUUUAAAAACAUUUAUAGCAUGAUGCAAGCUUGAUAUGAGUUGUUCCUACAAUCGAAAAGUUUUAAUAUGUAUUUCAUUUUAAAAUUUGUUGAUGAAAGUGUUCGUAUUUCUAUAUCUAGUUGUAUGUUUUCAGAUUAAAGUAGCGUUACUUUGAUAUUGAAAUACGCAUUGGUGAAAUUGAAUUUGAUCAAACAAGUAAAACGCUUAUCUACAACAUAACCCACAAUUGAACCCGGUGAAAGCAGUUAAAACCUACUUCUGAAUUGUAUUCCCAGUUUUCAUAAUAUUAUCGGACUAAGAAAUGGCUUGCUUGCUAUCACCAUUCGAUCACCAUAUCUUUAUCAAUGAUGUACAUAUUUUAUGAAUUUGAUUGUUAAGUUUCAUGUAAUAAUCUUUGCCACAUAAUGUCAAGCGCUCUUCCUCACAAUGCACGUCAGUAUAUGAUGCAAUCAUAUGUUUACUAUCUAACGAUGAGUUACUAAGUGCGCAAAAUAUGUUUGUAAAGCUAUUCAAUUUCUUUCUUUGUUGAUAUUUUUAUUGUUGCUUCGUUUUUCAUCCUAAGUAUUUUGAUUUUCAUUCUCUUAUUCAUAAUUAUAUUUUAAGAUAUAACAUGUUUACUAAAAAAGUAUUCUUUGUUUCUCCCUGAUAAUAAUGUUGUACUGCAAAUUCACAAAAUAAAAUCAUAUUUGGGUACCAAUAUUCUAUUUGCAGGAAAUGUACAGUUUGAUCAUUCAGUAGUGAUUGGAAAUGCAUUCAUGCUUUUUGUGUCUGUAAUGAUUUAUAUAGUUUAAUCAAUAUCUAUCAAUAUCUUAAAAAAAACUUCUUUUCUGAUCAUUAAAAGAUUUCAUUAUGUCAAGCAUGUCGUAACUGGAUGAUUUUUGUGAUUUAUUUACCCUCUUACAUGGACGCAAUUAGUGUAGGCAUGAUCCUGUUAUAAAAUACAGAUUUUGAGUGACCUCCCUUUAUGUAAAAUUUACUGAUAAUUCACAGAAAAGAGUUUCUGUUAUGAUUAAUUAACUGCAAGUAUUGAUGAACACUAAUUGCAACGAUUUUGUGCUUUCCUAGCACGGUUUAUUGCUGAAUGUUUUGUAUUUAAUAUUCAUAAAACGAUCAAAGUAACUUUCAUAGCAAAUGCAAUCAUUCCGUAUCAAAUACCUCUUUUGUGACUUUUUUCUAUUCAAGAAUGUACUCGGGUUAUUGCUCCGCGCCCACAGGCGCAAAGCUUUUUGUGUUUACUUAUUUUUUUGUCCAUGGGCCCGGAUUUUAUCAAUUAAUCCCUUCGAUUUACAACUAAAAAUAAAUUCAGAUUCAAUAACUCCUUCCGAUUAUUGUAUUGGUUCCCCCUUCGGUGAUUCGCAGCAUUUUAAUGAAUAAAAACCGGAAAAUAGUUCUGCUGUACAUGAAUUCGAAAGCCAUAAAUAGCUAUAAAUGUUCAGAUUUUUGACACUUGGGUUAUAAAUGUGUAUUUUCCCGUUUUAAGUAGUACAUAAAAUUAUAAUUUGUUACAUUUUGAAUGACAUUUACACACAGCAUAUCAAGUAUACUAUAAGUGAUUGAAUUUGUCAAUAUAAAGAAGAUUUCAGGCAUAAGACUUUAAUUAUUUUGCUUUUAAUAAUUAUUCUUAAUUUAAACUUAUAAAACUAAAUGUUUAAUAAGAACAUGUUGAUAUAUUGGUUAUUUUGAAAUAAUUAUAACUUUAGUAUAUAAGGUUAUAUUUCAUUGGCAUCAUUGGUAAUGCACGAAAGUAAAUUAUCAACAUUUUGUGCUUGGUGACAUGUCCGGGGUCCAUACUCGACAGCGAAAGUUGCAUUGUGUGCCCUUACGGGCGGAUGGAUCCUCAUUAAACAUAGACUAUAGAAAGAUAGAUUGCAUCAUUGAUAACAACAGAAACUUUGAUCUGCAGUUUGAACGUGAGAUGUAUUGUUUUUAUUAUAUAAAUGUUUUUAAAGCAAUUCAGCAAAUACCUAUAUUGAUCUCCCAAUAAAUCAAUUAACAAUAGCUUUUUAUAUAUCACCAAUGUCAAGUAGCUUUUACAUCUUUGACUCGCACGAACAUGACUGCCUAUAAUUCAGUUAACAGUCUUCUAUUAGUAUUGAAAGAAACCAUCUUUUUUAAUUUGACAUGAAAAAAAUGUUUGUAAUAUUACUAUAUUAUAAUAUUAGUCCAUUUCGUUACUAUUUGUAUAUUUGUUACAGUUAUAAUAAUAAAAAACAGACUUUGA